GCAUCCUACCCAUGAAGGUCAUCAAGGUUGGGUCAAGCGCCCAAUCUCGUAUCGCACAGGCCUGCGAUAGGUGUCGAAGCAAGAAGAUCCGAUGUGACGGAAUUCGACCUAGCUGUUCGCAAUGUACCAGCGUUGGAUUUGAGUGCAAGACUAGCGACAAGCUGAGCCGUCGCGCCUUCCCUAGAGGAUACACAGAGUCGCUUGAAGAAAGAGUUCGAAGUCUAGAAGCCGAGGUCCGAGAGUUGAAGGAGUUGCUCGACGAGAAGGACGAGAAGAUUGACAUGUUGUCAAAACUGCACUCGGCCUCUUCACAAUCGGCCUUUCAGAACUCAGCGCGGCGGCCAUCAGCCUCACCACCAGCUCCCUCACCAAACACAGUUAGCGAAGAUGUUUUUCAAGUCCAACAGACCCUCCAACUUGACGGCAAUGGCACAAACGCCCACUUCGCCGGAACCUCGAGCGGAAAGGCUUUCUAUGACUCCUUCUCGAGACGAGUGCAGGAACUCGGUCGAGCGUCACCAGCAGUCAACGUUCAGAAUCUUCUACCCGGAAGCACGCACAUCGCCCCUCGCGACCCCCUCUCAGAUCCCAUCGUCUGGAAGGCACCCGCCAGACUCGAAUCCGAUCAAUUGAUCGGUAUCUUNUUCCAGGAAUGGGCACCACUCUUCCCCAUUCUUCAUCGCCCUACCUUCCUUGAGCUCUACCAGUCUUACAUGUCUGCUCCUGAGAAUGUCGUGGAUAACUGCAGCCAUGCUCAGCUCAACCUCGUCUUUGGAAUUGCCGCUUUGUCUAGUGGUUCUUUCGAAACACAAUGGCAAGCAGCUAUCGACACGAUACUAUCGGAUCACAGCAUGCCUACUCUGCAAUGCCUUGUUUUGGCACAGCUAUACUGCAUGCAACGUGGCGAUUAUGACAGGCUUCUAACAUACAAGGCACUCGCCGUUACUCUUUCUUCUAGAUUAGGUCUGCAUCAGUCACAAAAGCGUUUUGCUCUUGGUGCCUCCACUAGCGAGAUGAGGAAGAAGGUCUUCUGGUCUCUGUACACCGUUGACUGGUACGUUGAUGAGCACAAAUAUCUUGAUGAGGAUGUCCACUGUGAAGAGCCUCGUGACGCUGAUGAAGAGUACGUUGAUGAGACCGGGUUCAAGGCGCCUUGCCCUGGUGAGUACACUAGAGUGUCCAGUGCCCUCGCACUUUUCCGUGCUGCUCGAAUCCUCUCUCGUGUCUUGGAGGAGAUCUAUCCUGCUCGUUCCUCAUACGAUCUCUCGCUGCAACAGCUUUCGGCAUUGUCGGAAGAACUCGACGCCUGGCACAACGCUCUUGCGCCACACUUGCGCCUUCCAUUCGCAAAUGACAAACCGACUGCCGGAACUGUGAGCAGCCGUUCUCCUUUGCUGGUAUGUCACUCAAGCGUCGCAAUCCAACCAUCGGCUAAUUAUCUCAGNUCAUUAACCUACCACUUCAUCCGUGCUCUCAUCCACCGCCCAGCUGUGUGCGCCUCUCUUGGCCCACGAGCUUCGUCGUCUCUUCUUGCAGUAGCAGGAUCCUCUAAGCACAGCAUUCAGAUCAUCGAAUUGCUGAGUGAGAGAGGGCUAAGUUUCUCAUUCUGUAUUAACAAGGAUGAGCUCCUCGUUCUAUCUGGACUGGGACUUCUUUUCCAAAGUCUGGAACUCGGAGAGAGCAGCAAGCUUGUCAAGGACAACCAGAAGAUGACUUCAACUGUUGUCAAGAUCCUGACUCAGACCAAGGCACCUUCUGCAACUGAAUUCCAGAAACUCACACCUUCAGUGCCAGUUACUUCAGCGCAGCUCACGACAAAACACUACCAACAGCCGAGCUUGUCCCGCCACAACUCCGAUGGUGCUGUUCAUCCUGUGAACUUGUCGAGUCAUGGAAAUUCUUCUCCGACAGAAAAGAAUCGAUUCAAGGCAGCAGCCCAGAAAAUCAUGGCCAAGAAUCCUUUCGAUCGCCAUGAUCAAAGACGGGCGACCUUCCCAAACAUCUCCCUGCACCCCAAUGCAAUUCAGACCCAGAGCCAGCCCAACAUACCCCAGGUCGCGACUUCUGAACCCGCAUACAGCCCCGCCAAUCCUUCCCCCGCACCACUACCCGCGUCCGCCCGACCCUCAGCGCCACCAAACCUAAGACCAGUUCGAUCCUUCCCUCAGCAGCAGCUCAACCUGGACUAUCUCUCCUUCAGCAACGUUCCCACCCGCACGCACUCACCUGAUGCUCACACAUCCAUCAAGCAGGAGCCCUCGGAUUGGGAGCGCUUGCUCGGUUCGUUGGACAACGGACAAACCAAUAUUUUCGACAACAUCUAUGGCGGACCACCUGUUGAGUUUCUCGACGCCCACAACCAUCAAAACGUCAAGCACAUGACGCCCUUGGCUUCAAGCUUACCUAACCCGGCUCCCCAGUGGCACCACUCACCCCCUGAUGUCUGGGCUGUCACAAACUCCGACAUCAAUGCCAUGGCUUGCAGUAUGGCUGGUAGUGUCGCGCACCCCGAGAGUGUCUUUAGCAUCGGCACCGACGACGACGGCACUGCUACUGGCGAUGAACUNUUUGGCAAUGAUUGGGGCAGUGCCAGCAGCACCAACGGUAGCGAAGCCUACCAUGCAGGCAUUAUUAUGCCACAACUGACUCCUGACGAGCACAGCAUGUUGAGCAUGUGGGGCGAGAGCACUGCUGUUCUUCAAGCCUCG
This is a messenger RNA of Aureobasidium musti, 2708 nucleotides long. Lineage: Eukaryota; Fungi; Ascomycota; Dothideomycetes; Dothideales; Saccotheciaceae. The record is from the annotation of a GenBank genome assembly.